AUGUUUGAUCCAUUCUCCGCGAACUUCGACGCAGCGGUGGCACUAGAACGAUCCCCUGAAGGUUCCAGCAGCAACGAUUUCCAUGAAACCGUUGACGACUUUGAGAAGGCUUUCGUGAGCGAGGAACCUCUUGUGGCACAGCUGAUCUGUGAACUGGACAGGCCACUAGGAACGAAGAGCAAAAAGCAGCAAAAGAGGGAAAGAAUUGUUCGUCUAGAAGAGAUGACAGUUGGUGGACGGAAACUGUUCGAACCACGGGUGCAGCCGACAGUAAGGCAAGAUGCUCUCGAAGCGGUACACAGUCAAUGGUCCACAGGUCCGAUGUCAUUGCUGUAUCGCGCUAUGAAGGGGUAUCAUGGAAUUGAGGUUCACAUUCGUGCCUUAAAUCGAAUCGAUCGAAUUGCAAGAGGGUAUGUGGUCGCUUUUGAUCGUCAUAUGAAUGUUGUAUUGAGGGACGUGGACGAAGUUUCUUUACCGGGGCGCAAGGAAGAGCGUAUGUUCGGUCGACGAAAGAAUCAGCAAGAUCACCUACCCCCAGGAAUGCAAUGGCAACGGGGUGGCGAGUGGCCGCGUCCGCUAGGGGAAUGUCGCACCGUGCUUCGACGUCAUCUACCGAGUUCAUGA
Cooperia oncophora is the source of this 624-nucleotide messenger RNA. NCBI's taxonomy places the organism in Eukaryota, Metazoa, Nematoda, Chromadorea, Rhabditida, Trichostrongylidae. The record is from the annotation of a GenBank genome assembly.